UGCGGCGCUUCUGGCUCAAAGCGCCUCGAAUAAAAAUAGAUGGGCCGGACGGAAAUUAAAUACGCGUGCGGCGCUUGUAGACAAAAAGCGCCUCCAAAGUCCAAAUUAAUCCACAUAACCGCCCAUCGCCCACAACUCUACCCUGCCCAUCGAUCGCCCACAACUCUAUUGCGCGAUCGAGAUCUGAACCAGCCGCGGCCGUCGCCCACAACCGACGAUUGAGAAUCGACUGAACCGCCGUCGAGUGCUGUCCGCGCUGCUGCUGUCCGCGCCGCUGCUGUAGAUUCCCUUCCCGACCGCUCUCGGUGCUCUCUGUUGCCGCCGCCGUCUGCUCCCGCUAGUUGUGAACUUCUCCAGCUCGCCUUCAAGUAAUUCUGCUGCUCGCCUCUACAGUCUACAUAGAUGUCUACGCAAGGUUUACCUUCUGGCUCUAAUGGUGGCAGUGAUGAAAGCCUACCAUCUUCAGAGAAAAAGAGAAAAGGCUCGGAGGUUUGGGGUCAUAUGGUGAAAAUAACAAAAAAAGUGGGAGAUAAAGAUAUACUCGAGGCGGCAACUUGUAACUAUUGCAAAAAAAGGCUCAAGGCAUCACCAGAUGGAAAUGGUACUUCAGCCCUAUUGAGACACCUUCAAAAGCAUUGUCCAAAAGCUUCACUAGAGGCGAAACAAAUUGGGAAAGGGCAACAACUUCUCACGCUUGGCACAGAAGGUUCGCCUAAACCUUAUUCAUACAACAAAGAGGUAUGUGAUUUUGAAUGUGUGAGGAUGAUACUCGAGGAUGAGUUGCCUUUUUCUCAUGUUGAAGGAAGAGGGUUUAGGAGAUUUUGUCUCUCUUUGAAUCCUAAGUGGAAGCCUAUGAAUAGGAAAGGUGUGUGGGAUUUGUUUCACAUAGAAAAGACUAAGAUUAUGUCUAUGAUAUCAGAUAAUAAUCUUAGAGUUUCUAUUACCACCGAUACUUGGACUUCUAUUCAGAAUAUAAAUUAUAUGGUUCUCACUGGACACUUUAUUGAUCAAGAUUGGAAUUUGCAUAAACGAAUUCUGAACUUUACUCAAAUUGUAAGCCAUAAGGGUGAUGACAUUGGGAGGGCUGUAGAGGAAUGUUUAAAUUCACGGGGAAUUAAAAAGAUUUUCACAAUAACCGUAGACAAUGCAUCAGCUAAUGACACUGCAGUCGGUUAUAUGACAAAGAGAAUGAGGUCGUUGAACACUUUGCUACUUGAUGGUAAUUAUUUGCAUGUUAGGUGUUGCUGUCACAUACUUAAUCUUGUUGUGCAAGAUGGGCUUACAGAACUGAAUAAGGUUGUUGUUAGCAUUCGUAAUGCGAUUAAGUUUAUUAAAUCUUCUCCAUUGAGGUUAGAAAACUUUAGAAAGUUUGCAGUUCUUGAAGGGUUUGAUAAGACAGCAAAUGUUUGUAUGGAUGUGUGCACUAGGUGGAAUUCAACUUAUAAGAUGCUAGAUAGAGGGUUAAAAUUCUCUAAAGUUUUUGAUAGGAUGGCAGAAGAACAUAAGCCUUAUAGUGAUUGGUUUUUUGAGAAAGAUAAAAAUGGAGUUUAUUUGAGGGAGGGACCUCCAGUAGCAGAAGACUGGGAACGUGCCAAGGCUUUUGUCUACUUCUUAAAGAAGUUUUAUGAUGCCACUUUGAGGUUGAGUGCUUUUAAGAACCCUACAUCUCAUAUUGUGUUUGAGGAGAUGGUUACAAUUCAAGUUGAAAUUCAAAAAUUGAUGAAUGAUCACAAUAAUCCCCCGUUAAGAAGGGUGCAGUGGCAGCUUCAAUGUUAUUUAAGUUUGAUAAAUAUUGGGGUUCUUUUGAGAAAGUGAAUCCUUUAUUUGUGAUUGCUAAUGUUCUUGAUCCUAGAUGGAAACUUGGAUACCAAAAAGUUCUUUUUGAAAAAUGUGGAGUACCAAAGGCCAACAUUGAAAACAUUACAACCGAAGUGAAGCAGAUUUUAAUGCAAUUUUAUGAAGCAUACAAAUGCUUUGAGCCCCUGGUACCCCAUAGUAGUGCUACUGAACGGCCUGAUGAUGUUAACGUGGGACAGUAUGAGAACUAUGAUACUAGAGCUGCAAUGAGGGCUGCUUAUUUGCACCAACAACAAGCUGACCAAAUCUUUCAAAUCAAUAAUGAGGUUGAUGCUUACUUAUGUGAUCCAUGUGAGGGCAGCUGUAACCAGUCCUUCAAUUUGCUCUUGUGGUGGAAAGUAAAUGCAGAAAAGUACCCAAAUUUGGCAAAGGUAGCUAAAGAUGUAUUAGCAAUGCCUUGUUCCACUGUUUCUUCUGAAAAUGCAUUUAGUUUGGGAGAAAGAAUAGUGAAUCCAUUUAGAACAUCUUUGACUCCGAAGAUGGUAGAGGCCCUUGUGUGUACAAGUGAUUGGAUCAGGGCUGAAGGCUUCAACUUCUACAAAGAGCCUACCGAAGAAGAAGUGGAAUUUUACAAAGAAUGUGAAGAAACAGAAAAUGAUCCAAAAGGUGUGGCUUGAAGUUCAAACUGAGUUGCUGAUAGAGAGCAGGGGGAGUGUUCAAAACAGUUGCAGUAGCAUAAGCACCUAGCAGACAGCUACAAGGAGCACACUCAUCAAGCUCAAGGCCACUUUUUAUAUUUUGUCAGCUUUACUAUUUUCUUAUUUUGCUUUCAGGGGGAGUGUUCAAAACAGUUGCAGUAGCAUAAGCACCUAGCAGACAGCUACAAGGAGCACACUCAUCAAGCUCAAGGCCACUUUUUAUAUUUUGUCAGCUUUACUAUUUUCUUAUUUUGCUUUCGAACCAAUUGUUAUUCUACAACAUUUUUUAUCGUUUGGUUUUUAGACUCAAGAUAUUCUGCUUUGGUUUUGAUGUAUGUUUUUUUUAAUUUAAAGUUUAGAUAUUUGCAAUGUUUUUUGUGAAUUGAUUUCAAUUUUUUUUAGAUUUCUCAGUUUCGAAAUUAGAUUAUGGCACC
Molecule: messenger RNA, 2929 nt
Organism: Cuscuta epithymum
Lineage: Eukaryota; Viridiplantae; Streptophyta; Magnoliopsida; Solanales; Convolvulaceae
Source: the annotation of a GenBank genome assembly